CUGCUGGGCUACCCGCUGGGCGAGACGGUGGCGGGGGAGGGCGCCAAGGCGGUGCUGGCAGACAACUUCCAGCAGGUGGCGCAGGCGGUGCUGCAGGCGUACGACGGCGGGGAGCUGGCGGCGGCGCUGGCCUCGGGCCACGAUGGCUACAAGAAGUGGGUGAACAGCGUGGGCAAGGCGCAGGGUCGCAAGGGCAAGCGCCUGUUCAUGCCCAUGCGCGUCGCCUUCACGGGGCGCAUGUCGGGGCCGGAUGUGGGGGAGGUGCUGGCCAUGCUGGCGCUGGAGGAGGGUGACGUGGCGGAGGAGGGCGCCUACGUGGCGCUGUCGCAGCGCAUGGACCAGCUGCGCGCCUGGCUGGCGGCCAACCCCGCGCCGGCGGCCGCGCCAGAGGAGUGA
Molecule: messenger RNA, 396 nt
Organism: Chlorella variabilis
Lineage: Eukaryota; Viridiplantae; Chlorophyta; Trebouxiophyceae; Chlorellales; Chlorellaceae
Exons: 2
Biological process (GO): glutamyl-tRNA aminoacylation
Molecular function (GO): glutamate-tRNA ligase activity; tRNA binding
Source: RefSeq, a predicted model, not a curated record